CCAAUGAGAAGCUUGGAGAAGAAAAGGUUCUGCACAUAAUAGAAAAUCUGACUUCUCUGAUAAAAGAGACGUUUCCAGAUGCUAAAGUCUACGCAGCGAUGGGCAAUCAUGACUUCCACCCCAAGAAUCAGUUUCCAGGGAAGGAGCACAGGAUCUACAACCGAACAGCUGAACUGUGGCGUCCCUGGCUGAAUGAUGCUUCUGUUCCUCUUUUCAGAGCAGGAGCUUUCUACAGUGAGAAGCUGCCCAGCCCAAGGACAAGGGGGCGAAUGGUUGUCCUCAAUACCAAUCUGUACUACGACCAGAAUGACAAGACAGCUGAUGAGGAAGAUCCUGGAGGACAGUUCCAGUGGCUGGAAGAAACACUGACCAAUGCCUCUAGGGCAGAUGAAAUGGUCUACAUUGUGGGGCACGUCCCUCCUGGCUUCUUUGAGAAGAAACGAGGCAAGCCCUGGUUCCGGAGUGGCUUUAAUGAACGAUACUUGAAAAUUGUGCAGAAGCACCACAGAGUGAUUGCUGCCCAGUUUUUUGGGCACCAUCACACAGACAGCUUUCGGAUGUUUUACAGUGAUACAGGUUCUCCAAUCAAUGUCAUGUUCCUGGCCCCUGGAGUGACUCCCUGGAAAACAACGUUACCUGGAGUGAACAAUGGGGCCAACAACCCUGGGAUUCGGGUGAUCGACUAUGAUCCAGACACCCUUCAAGUGUUGGUAACAUGGAUUGCAGAACUUCUCUUUGGGGACUGA
Aptenodytes forsteri (emperor penguin) is the source of this 746-nucleotide messenger RNA. It is a transcript of the gene SMPDL3B, whose product is annotated as sphingomyelin phosphodiesterase acid like 3B. Lineage: Eukaryota; Metazoa; Chordata; Aves; Sphenisciformes; Spheniscidae. The coding region runs from base 99 to 746 and encodes 215 amino acids. The record is from RefSeq and is a predicted model, not a curated record. The transcript is spliced from 6 exons. Gene Ontology annotation, molecular function: hydrolase activity.